Lathyrus sativus (Indian pea) is the source of this 609-nucleotide messenger RNA. The record is from the annotation of a GenBank genome assembly. NCBI's taxonomy places the organism in Eukaryota, Viridiplantae, Streptophyta, Magnoliopsida, Fabales, Fabaceae.
AUGGAGUUUUCUCAAGAUGAUUUUGACCGUUUACUAUUAUCGGAGCGGAGUCGUAAAACCGCUGAAGAAAACUACGCUAUAAAUCCUCUUGACGCUGAUAAUCUUACCAAGUGGGCAGAAGCCUUGAUAGAGUUGUCGUCAUGCCAAAGUCCUGUGGAUUCCAAGAAGAUGAUUGAAGAUGCACUUGCUAAGUUGGAGGAGGCUUUACUAAUCGAUCCAACAAAGCAUUACACUCUUUGGUGCUUGGGGAACGGCCUCACGUCUUGUGCAUUUCUAACUCCUGAUUUUAGUGAUGCAAAGGUUUAUUUUGACAAGGCCUAUGGGUAUUUCCAGAAAGCUGUUGACGUGGAUCCUGAAAAUGGUCUCUACAGACAAUCCUUGAAAGUUGCUCUUAAGGCCCCAGAACUACACAUGGAGAUUCACAAAAGUGGGCCUGGGCUUGGUCAGAUGAGUCAUGGCGGGUCCUCUCCUUCAAAAGGACAGGUAUCCAAAAAGCAGAAGAGCAGUGACUUUAAAUAUGACAUGUUUGGAUGGAUUAUUCUUGCAGUAGGUCUAGUAGUGUGGGUGGGGAUGGCCAAAUCUCACAUUCCACCAUCACCUCCAAGUUAA